CUGAGCUCUGUGUUUCUGCAGAGAAGGAGGAGAUGCCUCUGCCCGUGCAGGUUUUCAACUUUCAGGGGGCUGCAGAGCCCAUGCAGAUCGAUGCAGAUCCUCAGGAAGACCAACAGAAUGCUCCCGACAUCAACUAUGUGGUGGAAAAUCCCACGCUGGAUCUGGAGCAGUAUGCAUCCAGCUACAGCGGGCUAAUGAGAAUCGAGCGGCUGCAGUUUAUCGCUGACCACUGUCCCCAGCUCCGCGUCGAAGCCCUCAAAAUGGCGCUGUCCUUUGUCCAAAGAACCUUCAACGUUGACGUCUACGAGGAGAUCCACCGCAAACUCACCGAAGCCACCAGGGAGGUCCAGGGGGUGCCAGACGCAGUCCCGGAGAGCGGGGCGGAGCCGCCCGCCCUCGACACAGCCUGGGCAGAGUCCACCAGGAAAAAGGCCCUGCUGAAGCUGGAGAAGCUGGACACAGACCUGAAGAACUACAAGGGCAACUCCAUCAAAGAGAGCAUCAGGAGGGGUCACGAUGACCUAGGAGACCAUUACCUAGACUGUGGUGACCUCAGCAACGCCCUGAAGUGCUACUCACGAGCCAGAGACUACUGCACUAGCGCCAAGCACGUCAUCAACAUGUGUCUUAAUGUAAUCAAGGUUAGCGUUUACCUCCAGAACUGGUCCCAUGUGUUGAGCUACGUCAGUAAGGCAGAGUCCACUCCAGAGAUCGCAGAGCAAAGAGGAGAAAGAGACAGUCAAAACCAAGCAGUCCUCACCAAACUAAAAUGUGCUGCAGGUCUGGCAGAACUCGCCUCUCGAAAGUACAAACAGGCCGCUAAGUGCUUCCUGCUGGCCUCCUUCGACCACUGCGACUUCCCCGAGCUUCUCUCCCCGAGCAACGUCGCGGUGUACGGCGGAAUGUGUGCGCUAGCCACCUUCGACAGACAGGAGCUGCAGAGGAACGUCAUUUCCAGCAGCUCCUUUAAAUUAUUUUUAGAGUUGGAGCCUCAAGUGCGUGAUAUUAUCUUCAAGUUUUAUGAGUCCAAGUAUGCGUCCUGUCUGAAAAUGCUGGAUGAGAUGAAGGAUAACCUCCUCCUUGACAUGUAUCUGGCACCUCAUGUUCGAACACUGUACACACAAAUCAGGAACAGAGCUCUCAUUCAGUACUUCAGCCCGUACGUUUCGGCCGACAUGAACAAGAUGGCGGCCGCCUUCAACACCACAGUGGCGGCGCUGGAGGACGAGCUGACGCAGCUGAUCCUAGAGGGGCUGAUCAACGCGCGAAUCGACUCCCACAGCAAGAUCCUGUACGCCCGAGACGUCGACCAGAGAAGCACCACGUUUGAGAAGUCUUUGCAGAUGGGAAAAGAGUUCCAGCGACGAGCCAAAGCUAUGAUCCUGAGGGCCGCGGUGCUGCGCAACCAGAUCCAUGUCAAGUCCCCUCCAAGAGAAGGCAGUCAGGGGGAGCUCACGCCCGCCAACAGCCAAACGCGGAUAAGCACCAACAUGUGAGCGGGUUCCGGCGCGCGCCUCCAUGAGAAGACCAGAGCGUGGAUCUGUCUGCUCCUCCACACCAUCGGGCCCGUCAGAACCUGCUUCGAACCCCGCCCCCCUCGCCCCCCCGCCGAACAAAUCAAAUCACCAACUGAAGACUGUAUUUAAGAGAGAAGACGCCUGUUCCUUGUCCAGGACAAACAAACAAAACAAACAACAAAAAAGCAGCCUGUGUCUCAAAUGGAAAAGGAAAGUUUAAAAAAAAAAAAUGCAACGCAGCACUUCAGCUGUUCCGGCCGGCUGUCUGUAAAAGAUGCACUGCUCUCUGUAUCUUGUGACGAACCUUACAAAACAAAAACCACCCACACACACACACACACACACACCCCCUCACUCAAAAGUCCCGUAAGUCACUUCUGCAGGACGAAUUCUUUUGGUUUUAAAAUAAACACACAUACAAAAAAGUCUGGAAUCGACGGGAUAUUUUUUUUCUUUUGUUUAGUUUUUUUUUUUUUUCCAUCCAUCUCAAGGUUACGGUUUCAAUGGCAAAAUCAGAUGGCAGAGUUCUCAGUAUCCCCAUAUUCGAGCUGUUUGUAUAAGGGUAUAUU
Messenger RNA from Megalops cyprinoides (Indo-Pacific tarpon), 2086 nucleotides. RefSeq names its product COP9 signalosome complex subunit 1. The transcript is spliced from 14 exons. The coding region runs from base 33 to 1496 and encodes 487 amino acids. Gene Ontology annotation, cellular component: COP9 signalosome. NCBI's taxonomy places the organism in Eukaryota, Metazoa, Chordata, Actinopteri, Elopiformes, Megalopidae. The record is from RefSeq and is a predicted model, not a curated record.